UCGAUAAUACACCAGCUCUAUUGAAUAUCGUAUCGAUAUCGCGCAUGCCUUACAUUAGAAGAAAAGUGCGAAAAUGAGUUUACGUAAAAGUUUACAGCUUACUUUAAGGGAAUCUGGAGCCAAAACUUACGCCAAUGUUGCUUCAAGAAAGUCGUAUCCGCAGGCACAGCGCAAAGUGGUUGAUAUGGGAAAGUCUUUAGCUUCCAAAGGAUUUUUAAGAUCGCAUAAGCCGUAUACACCGGUUACCAACGUUGCUGAAAAAGUAAGUGAAAUAUGUGCAAACCUGAAAAUAUCUACAGCGAAUGAAUACAGACUAGAAAACUUGGAAGAAAAGUAUGCGUUUUUGGAUGCCUGUUUUAAGAGCUUCCAAUAUUGUAUCCCAAACUCUCGAAUACACGAAUUGCAAAGCAUAGGCGAUGUACUCCAAUUUUAUAACACACCUGUAAACACUACAGUUCCCUAUGAUUCUCUUAAAGCAACUGAUCUUCCCGAGAAUUUACACAUACAACAUGAAUAUGUUCGUUUUCAUCCCGACUCUGAUGUAAAGUUCAAUGGCCAAACUGCAUUCCCAAAAAAUUCAACCCUUGUAACGGGCUUAAAAUAUCGCGGCAAAUAUAAAGGGCAUGAAGCAAAACGAUCUUGGCCAUAAAAUAUAGAUUACUUAAAUGUAUUUACGUAGUUUGCAGCUGUUAUUAUAUUAAUAAAACGAUUAUAGCUAAAA
Rhagoletis pomonella (apple maggot) is the source of this 721-nucleotide messenger RNA. RefSeq names its product 39S ribosomal protein L50, mitochondrial-like. The coding region runs from base 74 to 649 and encodes 191 amino acids. The transcript is spliced from 4 exons. Gene Ontology annotation, cellular component: mitochondrial large ribosomal subunit; mitochondrion. NCBI's taxonomy places the organism in Eukaryota, Metazoa, Arthropoda, Insecta, Diptera, Tephritidae. The record is from RefSeq and is a predicted model, not a curated record.